AGUUUUCAUUUAUUUUAAAGCAGCAUCCUCGCUUCUUCAAGUCUACAACUAUGCAUAGCACCAAGAGCUAGCCAAAGUUUCAGAGUGAGAAAUUGUUUUCUGCCCGGGCAUACAAUAAGUGUAUAUAGGAGGAUAAUGGGCAGAGAUAAUAGGGAGGAGGAGGAGGAAAAGCCCCUAGGAAGGUGUUCUGUGCUCACAUAUGGAGUAGGCCAUAUGCUCAAUGACAUUACACAGUGCUGCUGGUAUACAUAUCUCUUGCUUUAUUUGACUGAUAUUGGAUUGUCCCCAAGUAGUGCAGCAAUUGUCACACUUGUGGGUCAGUUUGCUGAUGCAUUUACAACAAUAAUUGCUGGUGAACUGAUUGACAGGUUUGGGCAGUUCAAGAUAUGGCAUGGUGCAGGGUGCAUAAUGGUUGGUGUUUCAUUUAUUUCGCUUUUCGGGGGCACUUGUAUCCCUUGCAAAAUUCUGGGUUCAGAUUCACCCACAGUGCAAACAGUGGGGUAUUGCAUAUCUGCAGUAGUCUUCUGCAGCGGAUGGUCGUGUACUCAAAUAUCACACAUGUCGAUGGUGAACUGCAUUACUCUGAAUGAAUCAAGCAGAAUAGCAUGUGUUAGCUGUCGCAACGCAUUUACAAUGGUUGCAAGCCUCAUGUUGUAUGCAGUCACUUUCUUUGUGUUCACUAACAAUGCAGAAGACAUUAAAACUCAGUACCGCUGGAUGGCAUUUAUAUCGAUUUUCAUUGGCGGUGUCUUUGUAAUCAUCUUUCAUCUCGGGGUUAAAGAGCCAAGAAAAAAGGAUGAUGAUGGUCAUGAAAAGAUUGGCUCCAACACCCCCUGGACUUAUUGGUUGAAGAGAGUCUUGUAUUACCAAGUUGCAAGUAUUUAUGUUUUCACCAGAGUUGUUACCAAUGUAUCUCAGACAUUUCUUGCUGUGUACGUAAUCAAUGAUCUGCGCAUGAGCCAAUCUGCAAAAUCACUGGUUCCUGCUAUCAUCUAUUUAUGCAGCUUCAUUACCUCUGUGCUGCUGCAGGAACUGGAGUGGAGCGGCAAAAGGUUAAAGAUCUUUUUCGCUGGCGGUGGCAUCCUCUGGUUAUUAUGUGGUGCAGUUGUGAUGCUGCUACCAAUAAAGAUGAACUCUUUUAUGUAUGCCUUAUCAGUACUCAUUGGCAUUGCAAAUGCCUUAAUGAUGGUAACUUCAAUAGGCAUGGAGAGUGCUCUUGUGGACAAACAUCUGGAUGGUUCGGCUUUCGUUUAUGGAUCAAUGGGCUUCAUUGACAAAGUACUAUGUGGGGUGGCGCUGUAUUUCCUAGAAUCAUUUGAGGAUGCUGAUCCUGUGGCAUGCAAUCCAGCGCAGGCUUGUUUCUCUGUGACGCGAUUUUCGUUAGGGUUCAUCCCAGGAAUAGCUGCACUUUUUGGGGUCAUAGUUUCCUUCACCAUGAAACUACUGCACACCUCCCAUAAGAAGCAGCCUUUAGCAGAACCACUUUUGGCAUAGCCCAUCCAAUAAGCUAAGACUCCAUCGGCAAAGUUGAAUGAUGCCUUAUUGCCAUUGCAGAUCUAGAUUAUUGCUCAAGUUCUGAUCUGCUCUGCUGGAUUACAAUCAGAGUUUAGAUACUCUAGUUAUAAUAAUGUUUGGAUUGUGUAUUCAUGUACCAAAGAAACUUACACCUACUAUGUAAUUAAGCAUUGGUGAUGAGUGUACCAAAUCACACCUCUAUUUUCUGCUUAAAUUAGCAAUAAAGUAUGCUUUUGUCA
Ipomoea nil (Japanese morning glory) is the source of this 1754-nucleotide messenger RNA. Its product is annotated as major facilitator superfamily domain-containing protein 12-like. The coding region runs from base 136 to 1494 and encodes 452 amino acids. The record is from RefSeq and is a predicted model, not a curated record. The transcript has 12 exons. Lineage: Eukaryota; Viridiplantae; Streptophyta; Magnoliopsida; Solanales; Convolvulaceae. Gene Ontology annotation, biological process: carbohydrate transport. Gene Ontology annotation, cellular component: membrane. Gene Ontology annotation, molecular function: symporter activity.